AUGUCUCGCCUCGUCGAAAUCUCCUGGAAGGUUGUAACCCAUCCGGGAGCUCCGCCAAUUACCCUGACUGGCACCGCGGAGCAAGUCUAUGCGAAGCUCGUCGAAAUCAACGCCAACUACGACGACGACUUCAAAGAUAUUGAGCCGGAGCUGGAGCUGCAGCCCACCGAAAGCCUCGACAAGCGAAAGGAUACCCUUGUCUGUGAAGGCGAACGGUACGCCACGACAAACAGGAUCCAGGAGGGCAUCAGCUACCUUCGCAAAGUCAAGGGCGAGCCUCAACUAAGCCCUUACGAUUGUGGUAGAGUGAGCUGCUCCUGGCACUCCGCAAUUGUUUGGUGCAAUGAUAGCCCCCACUCGAAGACCCUCCCUUCCUUCAUUAACAUUGCCGAGGGCGCACAGGUGAUUGUUAACGGGUGCGAUGAUGACGGCCUAGUCAAGGGAUGGCUCGACCACACUGAUCGCUGGAGGGUGGUUGUUCACUCUGUAGAGUGCUAG
This is a messenger RNA of Aspergillus puulaauensis, 498 nucleotides long. RefSeq lists its product as uncharacterized. Bases 1 to 498 code for a protein of 165 amino acids. The record is from RefSeq and is a predicted model, not a curated record. Lineage: Eukaryota; Fungi; Ascomycota; Eurotiomycetes; Eurotiales; Aspergillaceae. The transcript is spliced from 3 exons.